This is a messenger RNA of Drepanopeziza brunnea f. sp. 'multigermtubi' MB_m1, 1188 nucleotides long. RefSeq lists its product as uncharacterized. Gene Ontology annotation, cellular component: U2-type catalytic step 2 spliceosome; U2-type catalytic step 1 spliceosome; Prp19 complex. The record is from RefSeq and is a predicted model, not a curated record. NCBI's taxonomy places the organism in Eukaryota, Fungi, Ascomycota, Leotiomycetes, Helotiales, Drepanopezizaceae. Gene Ontology annotation, molecular function: metal ion binding; pre-mRNA binding; U6 snRNA binding.
AUGGCCGACGUCGAGAUAGCUAGUCCGCCCACAACGGUGCCUCAAGAUAACGAGGCAGACGAUUCAUCUAUGGCUGUUGCGACAACAAGCAAUGAGGUUGUGGCAGGAGAGAGGAAAGUGAAGAAGAUCAUGCGCAAAAAGAAACGCCCGGCGCGACCACAAGUCGACCCUUCGACGAUAAAAUCCGAGCCACCCCCUCAGACAGGUACUAUCUUCAAUAUUUGGUACAACAAAUGGUCCGGUGGCGAUCGGGAGGACAAAUACCUGUCGAAGACUGCCGCCGCGGGGCGUUGCAAUGUUGCGAAGGAUACCGGAUAUACGAAGGCGGACAAAGUCUCUGGAAGCUACUUCUGCCUAUUCUUUGCGCGCGGCAUCUGUCCGAAGGGUCAAGAGUGCGAGUAUCUUCACAGAUUACCAGGCAUUCACGAUCACUUUAACCCGAACGUCGAUGUAUUUGGCAGAGACAAGCAUUCCGACUACAGAGAUGACAUGGGAGGUGUGGGAAGUUUCAUGAGGCAGAAUCGCACUAUCUAUGUAGGAAGGAUACAUGUCAGUGACGAUAUCGAGGAGACUGUGGCUAGACAUUUUGCAGAAUGGGGCCAAGUCGAGCGCAUCCGUGUUCUGAACACUCGAGGUGUAGCUUUCAUCACAUAUUCGAACGAAGCGAAUGCACAGUUUGCAAAGGAAGCCAUGGCGCACCAAUCCCUGGACCACAGCGAGAUUCUGAACGUUCGAUGGGCAAGCGCAGAUCCCAAUCCGAUGGCACAAAAGCGAGAGGUACGGAGAAUUGAGGAGCAGGCAGCCGAGGCUGUACGAAGAGCGCUUCCAGCCGAAUUCGUCGCAGAGAUUGAGGGACGUGAUCCUGAAGCACGGAAACGGAAAAAAAUUGAUGGGGGGUUUGGGUUGGCUGGUUAUGAGGCUCCGGAUGACAUUUACUUUGCUAGGAGUGCAAAUGCCGUCAAUCCGGUGGGAAGACAGGGGCUAGAACAGGGGCUGGAGCUUGAGGACGAACAAAGAUUGAUGAUCGAGGCAGACCAGGUCGAGAGGGAAGAGGCAGAGGCAAAGGAGAGUGGUAUUUUCUCGAGUAGCACUCUGGCAGCUUUCAGAGGUGCGCAAGUAGUGGCUUCUAAGCCAAAGGCACCAGCGCCAUCAGGUCCUUUGGUUGCAUACGAUAGUGAUAGCGAUUAG